This is a messenger RNA of Spirodela intermedia, 2608 nucleotides long. Lineage: Eukaryota; Viridiplantae; Streptophyta; Magnoliopsida; Alismatales; Araceae. The record is from the annotation of a GenBank genome assembly.
AUGGAAGAAAGAGAGGUGGUGCAGCGACCUCUGUGGACAACACGUUCAAAAUUCAAUGCACUCACCUUGUCUUUGGAGCAAUACAACAAUUUGGACAAAAUCAGUCUAGAUGAAGUAAUUGGUUCUUUGACCAUCCACGAGUUGUGGCUCAAGGAGUGAGAACCACAAGAAGAAGAGCAAGCAUUGCUAGCUAGAGCACUGAGCAAAGCCAAAUUCUCAAGUGAGGAGGAGUCCUCAUCUUGUUAAAGAGGUAGAUACUAUGGCUGCAGCAAAGGCAAAGGCCGUGGCCAUAGUUGACAUCUACCUCCUAACAACAAGAAAAAACAAUUCAAUAAAUCACAAAUUCAAUGUCACAAUUGCGAGAAGUAUGACACUUUGCUUAUAAGUGUCAAAGUGCAAAGAAGGAAAAGGAAGAACAUGCAUAUGUGUUUGAUUCUUUUGCAUUAACAACAGAAUCUUUGUUUCUGGUGGCAAUUGUAGACGAACACAAUAGCCUACUACUUUAGGGCUUCUAGAGGAUAUUCUCUAAUCCCAAUCUCUAGUAUCUUGAUAUUGGAGCAACAAAUUAAAUGUUUGGCCACCGAAAAUUUGUUUCCAAAAGAGGAGAUCAAUAAAAUAAUUGUAGUAGUAGAAGGAGCACAAUCAGAGAGAAAUAUUGAAGGCCCUAAUAAGCUCCAGAUGUUAGAUCAAGAAUAUAAAGAGGAAACAGGGAAUCUAGGAUGGAGGACUCAUAGUAUCUCUCUAUAGAUUUAGCAAAAGCAAGAGACCCCUAACAUAAGAAGGGGUUGACAGUUGAACAAGUAUGAGAAAUUGGACCCACUCCACUUUAUUAAAAGCUAGGACCUCAAUUCUCAUUAGGAAGUCGAACCAAGGACCUAUGGAAGUCAAGGCUCGUCCCUAGUUAAUAUUAGAUCAAACAAUAGGACACAAUAGCACAAACCUCUUUUUAUAUUGAUUCAAUAUAAUAGGGGAAAGAUUGUAUUACUCUCUAUCGAGACAACAAACACUUAACAAACACGCUUUCUUCUGUGCAUCUUUAUCGUGGGGGGAAUAGAACAAGAGAUAAAGACCCACCCAAGGCUCAAGGGUGAGCCAUACAAGAGUGAGUCGAAAGGAUUUUGUUUUCGUUCUUAGUUUGGUUCGGGCCCCUCUCAAUCUUUUUUGUAUAAGGGAAGGGGAAAGAACAAUUCCAAUCACUAACAAGCCUUAGCUUUCAUACUCUCGAUAAUUAAGAAGAGAAUCACUUUUUCCUUAACGUCUUCGAGGACUUGGAUGAAACUACAUCUGGAUUUGUCAAAUUUAACAAUAAUUCAAAGGUCCAUAUUGAAGGCAGAAGUAAUAUUUUGAUUAAUUAGAAAGAUGGUGGACUGCUUUGGCUUCCUAAUGUGCUAUUUGUCCCUCAAUUGGUGGCUAACAUCCUUAGUCUCAGUUGCUUGGAUGAGAAAGGCUGUUGUAUGAUGAUGUAUGGGGGUCAGUUGACUAUUUUUGACUGUGAUAGUUGUCUGUUCAUUGAAGUUCAGAGAUCUGAAGGUAGACUCUAUUUGCUGAAAUUAAAUGUGGUGGAUUAGUGUUUGCUUACUACUAACACAAUUAUGAGAAAUGGUUGUGACAUUCUUGGUCUGGAAAUCUUAGCUUUCACUCUUUGAAAGAGAUGGUCAACUGUUGCCUCAUAUCAAAGCAACACCAGUCACCAUUUCCCCAACCCACUACAUCCAGAGCUUCUAAACCUCUAGAACUUAUUAAUGCUGAUAUUUACAGGCCCAUUACCCCACCAACCUUAGGGACAAGUAGGUAUUUCCUUCUUAUUAUCAAUUAUUACUCUUGUGUAAUGUGGGUGGCUAUGUUGAAGUAAAAUUUCAAUGUAUUUUCUACAUUUAAGCGAUUCAAGACUUUGGUAAAGACAAAGAAGGGUGUGAAGAUCAAAAACUUCAGAUCAAAUAGAGGAGGAGAAUUUAUGUCUGAUGAAUUUGACAAUUAUUGUAUCUCACAGGACAUUAAGAGACAACUAACAGCCCCUUACUCACCUCAAUAGAAUGGAGUGGUGAAGGAAGAACCAGACUAUGAUGUCCAUAGUCUAAAGCAUGUUGAAAGCAAAGGAGUUGUCUCAAGAGCUGUGGGGAGAAGUAGUAAACACUACUAUUUACAUCCUUAAUCACUCCUUGCUAAAAGUUUAUAGGGAUUGACUCCUUAUGAGAAGUGGACUGAGAGAAAACCCCACAUUGACCACUUGAGUCUUUGGCUCAAUUGUCCAUAUGAAAUGCACUAGAGGAUCACAAAGCAAGUUGGAAGACCGAAGUCAACCUAUGGUCUUCAUUAGAUAUGAGGUGGGCUUCAAGAUGUUAUAACCCGGUUAAUGGCAAAGUCAAUAUCAAUUGAGAUGUCAUUUUUGAAGAAAAUUGCACGUGAGAUUAGAUGAAGAAAGGUGAAAUUUCCACUAAUUAUAUCUUCGUACUUGAUUUUCUAUCUAAUUAGGGUAUGGAAGAAGACUCUGAUGCUGAAGCUGAAGAUAUGGAGUUGUUUGCACCUUGGGAGGAGACUUCAGUCUCUUAGAAUGAGUCUGAAGAAAGUCAGCCUCACAAAUACAAGUAUAUUGCUGAAAUUUACUUAG